Molecule: messenger RNA, 1359 nt
Organism: Aureobasidium pullulans EXF-150
Lineage: Eukaryota; Fungi; Ascomycota; Dothideomycetes; Dothideales; Saccotheciaceae
Product: TIM44 subunit of mitochondria import inner membrane translocase
Exons: 2
Coding region: 1-1359 (452 amino acids)
Biological process (GO): protein import into mitochondrial matrix
Cellular component (GO): mitochondrial inner membrane
Molecular function (GO): protein-folding chaperone binding
Source: RefSeq, a predicted model, not a curated record
AUGAGCGAAGCUGAGAGAAUCUACCAGGCAACCGCUGCCCGCGAUGCUGGUGCUUACCAACCUGAGCCUGACGCCGAGUCAGAGCCCAAGAAAGAGAAGGAGGCUGAGGGCGAAGCUGCUGAAGGCGAGGCUGAGGGUGAGGGUGCCGAGAAGAAAGAGAAGAAGGACAAGAAGCCUCCCCCACCAAAGCACGGCAAUAAGACCCCAUGGCAGGUCUUCACCGAGACUCUCUCGAGCGAAUUCAAAGAAAGCAAGGAGUGGAACGAAGGCACCAAGCAACUGUCUGGUAGCAUCCACGACUUCACCGAGAACCCCAAUGUGCAAAAGGCCCGCGCCGCAUACGAGAAGAGUACCGGGGCUCUCUCAUCCGCCGCUGGAAGCACCAUCAAGACCACCGCUGGAGCCAUUGGUAAGAGUGCCGCUUGGACUUGGGACACCAGUGUUGUAAAGGGCAUCAGAUACGGUGCUGGUGCUGUCGGUUCCGGACUCGAGAAGGCCACUCGUCCUGUGCGAGAGACCGAGGCCUUCAAGAACGUCAAGGAGGUCAUUGAUGACGGCAGCUCUAUGCGCUAUGGUGGCUGGGUCGAGAAGGAAGAGCGCAGAAAGCGCAGAGAAGCAAGAGAAGCAAAGGACAUCGCAGAAGGUCGCAGGCCUUCGGGUGAGCCUCUAGUUGAGGAUCCCGAUGCCGGAGUCAACGUCACUGUUCACAAGGAUGCCGCCUGGAAGGAGUCAUGGCGCGAGUUCCGCGACAACAGCAAGACUAUGCAACGCCUGUUCGCCUUCAAGUCGACAUACGCCGAAUCAGAGAACCCUUUGAUCUCGACCGCUCGUAGCAUUAGCGACCGUGUUGCUGGCUUCUUCGCUGAGAACGAGACUGCCAAGGUCAUCAAGAAGUUCCGCGAGAUGGACCCCAGCUUCCAGAUGGAGCCUUGGUUGCAGGAGAUGCGCGAAUACAUUCUUCCCGAAGUCCUCGACGCCUACGUCAAGGGUGAUACUGAGGUCCUCAAGCAGUGGUUGAGUGCAGCACAGUACCAGGUUUACGCCGCUCUGAUGCAGCAGUACACCCAGCACGGUCUCGUCUCUGAUGGCCGCAUCCUGGAUAUCCGCAACGUCGACGUACUCAACGCUCGUCUACUUGAGCCCGGUGAUAUUCCCGUCUUCGUCAUCAUGUGCCGUACACAGGAGGUGCACGUUUACAAGAACAAGAAGACCGGCCAGCUGGCUUCUGGCAUGGAAGACAAGGUUCAGCAAGUCACAUACGCGAUUGGUGUCACUAGACUUCCUGAGGAUGUCCACAACCCCGAGACCCGCGGAUGGAGACUUAUCGAGCUUCAAAAGAGCGCGAGAGAGUAUAUCUAA